Trichoderma asperellum CBS 433.97 is the source of this 972-nucleotide messenger RNA. The record is from RefSeq and is a predicted model, not a curated record. NCBI's taxonomy places the organism in Eukaryota, Fungi, Ascomycota, Sordariomycetes, Hypocreales, Hypocreaceae.
AUGAACAUCAUUAAACUUCUCUCCAGCUUCCGACGGCUCCGGCCUCAUACUCACAGUUAUCUCCUUCGGCUGCCAAUCGAAAUUAUGUUAGAAAUACUCAAUCUCCUCCCUCCAUACUGCUUACUGGUCGUAUACCAGACCUGUCGACCGCUACGCGCCAUUAUUCAUCAGAACUUCCUUUCUGGGAGGGGGGAGAUGCUGGCUACACUCGAAGAUAAGCUGCGCUAUCUAACCUGCCUCGCCAGAUCCCUCCCUGAUCAAUGGGUUUGUGCCAAAUGCUGCAAACUUCAUAAAACUUACUGGUUAGAUGUGCCAGCAUACUACAUAUAUACUCCAGAAUGCGAAAAGGGUACCAUAUUGCCCAAUCGUGAAGACAUUUCGAAUCGCAAUACGUACGCCCUUCAUAUGCCAGCGCACAGGCACGUCCAACUCACUCUUAAGUAUAUUCGAUUAGGGAGGUUAAGCUGGAAACAUCAGAAACGUCUUCAAAAACUUCUCAAACCACAUUACUUCCCGGUUAAAGAGAAGUUUUACACCAUUGAAAAUAAGGGCAUCUUAGAACAUUGGUCAUAUUAUCCCAAGGUCAUAGAGGGAAGAUAUAUAUACUUAUCUAUCCAGACUUACCUUGAGGGUCAGAAUAAAAUAUCACGACAGUAUCUAAAAUGGGGAGACAUAUGCCAUCAUAUAGGUGGAUAUAAAGAGAGCAUUGAAAUAGCUAUCGACAUGGCAUUCUCAGUAGAAAAUACUCGGCUUUUCUUUUGCUGCAGUUCUUGUAGAACAGAUUUCUCUAUACAAGCCUCGCCGGAGCGUGUGACUAUAUACACAUGGCAAGAUUUAGGACCAGAAGGAACAGUAGUUGAUCCAGAAUGGGAGUCGAUGCUAUGCGAUCUCACAAGAGUCUGUCACCAGCCUGGAAGCAUUCGGGAUCUAUAUGACCAGCUUGAAAACAACGAGGAUUAUUGGGUAUUUUAA